Chanos chanos (milkfish) is the source of this 760-nucleotide messenger RNA. RefSeq names its product chemokine (C-X-C motif) ligand 12a (stromal cell-derived factor 1) (gene cxcl12a). Bases 30 to 332 code for a protein of 100 amino acids. Gene Ontology annotation, cellular component: extracellular region. The transcript is spliced from 4 exons. Lineage: Eukaryota; Metazoa; Chordata; Actinopteri; Gonorynchiformes; Chanidae. The record is from RefSeq and is a predicted model, not a curated record. Gene Ontology annotation, biological process: immune response; chemotaxis; defense response. Gene Ontology annotation, molecular function: chemokine activity.
UGCGAAGAACACCGACACACACACGCAUCAUGGAUCUCAAAGUAAUCGCAGUGGUGACUCUAAUUGCCGUGGCAAUGUAUGUGCCAGUAACAGAGGCGAAGCCCAUCAGCCUGGUGGAGAGGUGCUGGUGUCGCUCCACAGUCAACACAGUCUCCCAAAGGAGGAUCCGUGAGCUGAAGUUCCUCCACACACCCAACUGUCCUCUGCAAGUCAUUGCCAAGCUGAAGGACAAUAAAGAGGUGUGCAUUAACCCAGAGACCAAAUGGCUGCAGCAGUACCUUAAGAACGCCCUGAACAAAAUGAAAAGGGCCAAGGAACAACAGAACGCUUAAGGAGCCCGCCCGGAUGGCAAGUUAAUUCUGUCAGCCCACCAAGCGCAGAUCUGUACUGCGUUCUGCUUUGGCAUGCCUUGCUGCACCAGCACUUAACCUGCCAAAAUUGUGCUUCAUCAGCAGUGAUCAGGCUCACCAGUUCACCACCUCCCUUCACCAUUACCACCAUCACACGCACCAGUGAUAUAGAAUGUUAGUACAAAGUGCAAUUAUCUACGUAUGAGUGUGUUUUUAUACCUAUGAUUUGUAUAUACAAUGUCUUUUUUAUAUAUAUAUAUAUCAACUUAAUACAGUAAAGACAUAUUUUUGGAGUUGUUUUUUCACUCCUUGCCUGUCUGUCGUGGUGAGUUAGGUCAAGACCAUAUGAAGUAGAAUACAGUGUUCCGGAGCAGAAUAUGCAAAACUAAAGUUGGCAACAUUUUCGCAGU